AUGGCGACCAUCUCGCUACAGAUUGGACAGGCUGGUAACCAGGUUGGCUAUGCGGUGCUCGAGCGCUUGGCUCACGAGUUUGACUGUCCCGACAGUCACUUUCGACCAGUACAGAAUGCGCGCGCCUCAGCCAUACGAUCAGGGCAGCACCGUGCACGGGCCGUCGUCAUGGACUCAGAGCCCAAAGUUGUUCGCAUGCUCAAUGAAAGCACUCUUCGCCUUCCUUGGUGCUACAGCAAGCGACAAACCAUGUGUGAGCAGCGUGGUGCAGGCAACAACUGGGCCAAUGGCUACAUGCGCUACGGACAUGAAUAUCAUGAAUUUUCUCUGGAUGCCAUUCGUCGCGAGGCCGAGGCAGCUGAUCGUGUUGACGCCUUUCAGGUUUACAGCUCUGUCGCAGGUGGCACAGGUUCAGGAUUAGGUGCCCGUGUCACGGAGCUUGUGCGCGAAGCCUACCCCAAAUCUGCCUUGACCAAUAUGAUUGUCCUCCCUUACAUGACGGGCGAGGUGAUUGUGCAGUUCUACAACGCCGUUCUGUCUCUUUCCCACUUGACCACGGCCUCAGACGCCAUCUUCCUGCUGCGCAAUGAUGAUGCGCAUCGCGUAGCCCAGUCUUCGUACAAACUCAAGACCGUGACAAUGGAUGCUCUUAACAAUGUCUAUGCCAAUGAUCUGGCACAUGCUCUGGGCCCCAGCCGUGCUGCUGCUGGUGCUGAUUGUGGACUGCUUGAUCCAAGCCUAUUGUCACAGGCGCAGCGCGUGGCCCACUUGGUGCCUCAUCCCGAUUAUAAACUACUGACAACGCACAGCAUCCCACAGAUGCCCGAAUCGUAUCAGGCGUUUAGUCGCUAUGACUGGUCCUCCUUGACGACCACAGCGCGCGCCAUGGCCCUUGCAGAUAGUCCUGUAGAAGAAGGAUUCAACCGGCGCCUCAAACCCGCCCCAGGACCCGUUCCUGGUGACUUGAAUCAACAGGUUGCUCCUGCUCGUGGUGCGACCAGCCUGGCCACCUUGGUCACCCUACGUGGCGACCAACUAGGCACUGCAAACUGCAGUGCGUUUUGGGAGGAAGGCCUCUAUUCAGCCUGGGCGCCCAGUCCCGUGCUAGUAGCCGGGUCCACUUUGGCCUUUGGUGGGCAUGCCAAGUCUGUUAGCACUGUGCUCAACGGAUCACGAAACGCAAUGUUUCUGGAUGCGGCUUUGGAACGCACACAACGCAUGUUCAGCAAGCGUGCAUACGUGCAUCAGUACGAAGCAUUUGGAUUACAAGCCACCGACAUUGAAAAUGCCAUGUUGAUAUGCGAGCAGGUUGUUGCGAGCUACGCGGGCCUUUAAAAGACGCACAGCCGAGACGUCAGCGGCUGAGCCGUUGUUAAAACCCACACGUUGCAUCUUGUACAGACCCUUUGACUCACAGUCAAAGCAGACGCACGACUAACGUGUUAAUUGAAUCCUAUCCAU
Monosiga brevicollis MX1 is the source of this 1461-nucleotide messenger RNA. RefSeq lists its product as uncharacterized. Gene Ontology annotation, molecular function: structural constituent of cytoskeleton; GTP binding. Lineage: Eukaryota; Choanoflagellata; Craspedida; Salpingoecidae. Gene Ontology annotation, cellular component: cytoplasm; microtubule. The coding region runs from base 1 to 1335 and encodes 444 amino acids. The transcript is spliced from 12 exons. Gene Ontology annotation, biological process: microtubule cytoskeleton organization; mitotic cell cycle. The record is from RefSeq and is a predicted model, not a curated record.